GGAAAAGUCCAUAACAACUGGCCGUGGAAACCGAGUGGCAUCAUCCGUGGCGGUCGCUAGUGGUUUCGUGGUAUUUUUUCAUCUGUUUUUGCUGCUGAAGUCGAUAGCUUUAUAGAUCAGUCGUAUGAGAUCGUACUUAGUUAGAGUUCGUAUAUUAAACACAUUUCGCCGUUAGUCAUGUUUAAAAAUACAUUUCAAAGUGGAUUUUUGUCAAUUUUGUACAGUAUUGGAAGUAAACCAUUACAAAUUUGGGACAAAAAGGUUCGAAAUGGCCACAUUAAGAGAAUCACAGACAAUGAUAUUCAGUCAUUGGUUUUAGAAAUUGAAGGAACAAAUGUCAGCACCACAUUUAUCACAUGUCCUGCAGAUUGUAACAAAACACUCGGAAUUAAGUUACCGUUUCUUGUUAUGAUUAUUAAGAAUCUGAAAAAAUAUUUCACAUUUGAGGUUCAGGUCUUAGAUGACAAAAAUGUACGACGGAGGUUCAGAGCUUCUAAUUACCAAAGUACAACACGAGUGAAGCCAUUCAUUUGCACAAUGCCUAUGAGACUAGAUGAUGGUUGGAAUCAGAUUCAAUUUAAUUUAUCUGAUUUCACACGGAGAGCAUAUGGAACAAACUACAUCGAAACACUACGAGUACAGAUUCAUGCAAACUGCAGGAUAAGAAGAGUAUAUUUUUCAGACAGAUUAUAUUCAGAAGAUGAAUUACCAGCAGAAUUUAAACUCUAUCUGCCUGUGCAAAACAAGGCAAAGGUCUGAAAGAUUCCUCAACUUGAUGAUUUUUUAUUAUUAUUCGUUAUUUUCAAACUAUUUUUUGCAUCUUCUAAAUAUACUGAAGAUAUUAUUGGAAACUAAUUUUUAUUAUUAUUGGUUUUGCUACACACCCAUCAUUUGGGAAUAUUAAAUUCAACAAGAAACAACAUGGUUACAGGUCAAAUCACAUUUUCUGUGUAUUGAAAUAUAAUAUUGAUGAUUUAUAUUUGAACAAUAAUCAGAAGUACGCUUUGUACGCUAUAAAUGUUUUAUGGACAAAAUGAAUCCAUAAGACAUCCCUGAGCAUUUCGGAUUAACUAUUAAUAAUGAUAUGUAUGCACGCCUGGGGCGGAUAUUCUGUGUAGCACAUUUAGUAUAUUACUAUACCUUACUGUAUGUAUAUCGUUGUCUGUAAAAUGCACAUGUUACUUUGUUGUAUGCCUGUUUCCUUGUUUUUCAUAAAAAAGUCGUUGGCUGCAUACAUGCACACGCAAGAAAUAAAUUCCAAUACAUGUA
This is a messenger RNA of Styela clava, 1269 nucleotides long. RefSeq names its product cilia- and flagella-associated protein 20. Lineage: Eukaryota; Metazoa; Chordata; Ascidiacea; Stolidobranchia; Styelidae. The record is from RefSeq and is a predicted model, not a curated record.